Messenger RNA from Lagopus leucura (white-tailed ptarmigan), 3639 nucleotides. RefSeq names its product transmembrane protein 52 (gene TMEM52). Bases 80 to 592 code for a protein of 170 amino acids. The record is from RefSeq and is a predicted model, not a curated record. The transcript has 5 exons. Lineage: Eukaryota; Metazoa; Chordata; Aves; Galliformes; Phasianidae.
CGGCUCGGCUCGGCUCGCAGCGGCACUGCUUUGCUCUUCUGGGGAUAGCAGGAAGGACUCUGACCAAUGCCCUCAGAACAUGUCUAAUUGGACAAGUCUGUGGUAUGUCUGGUUAAUCUUGCUGACUGUGUUCAUGCUCCUGCUCUGUGGGAUCACAGCAAGCUGCAAGAAGUUCUGCUGCCGGAAGAAGAGGCCUCCAGUUCAGCCCUUCCCUCGGCACCCCUAUGAUCUGACCGUUGUUGCUAUUGACAGCGACAGCACUGCUCACAGCACCAUCACCUCAUAUAGCUCAUUCCAGUACCCUCCGAGUGCCCCUAUCCCUUCAAUAUUUGUGGGUAUGGAUAGGAGCUCUGUAUCCCCUCCAGCUUACAGUCCCUACGCAAUAGAUUUGCCGCCUUCUUAUGAUGAAGCCGUCCAAAUGGGUAAACAACACAUUGAAGUAGCACUGGUCAGCCAGAAACUCAGUGACAUCCCAGGACAGGUGAUGUCAGGAGGGCAGAAUCCCAUCCAGAAUUCACCUGACAUAAUCAACAGAGAUCAAGCAACACAGCCAAAUUCAGAAGAUGAAACACAAGAACAGCCUCAGCUCUAGCUCACUUUGGAUGGGGAGCAAAGAAAUGGAAGGACUAUGAAAGUUAAAGAGGACAUGAAGAAUUUGGUCUUGUAAGACAAAGUUAUGAUGGAAAAAUGAUUAUCCUAACAGAUCGUGAUAAAGGGCAGCAGUUUAAGAGUGCCUAUAAAGGUGGGACAUGGAUGCUUCUUCAUCUCCUGUUUAAGAAAAAAUAACUCCCUGUGCCCAGCAGACGACCACGGGGAUGUUGCCAUCAUGGAAACAGUCAGAUGGUACAAAAAGCAAGUUGCUGCUCCUGAACAGAGCUUUCCCAAACUGGAGUUGAAAGUAGAAUCCUAUAAACUCACACUAGAGAGUCAGUGAUACUCUGUCUCUCUACGGUUUCUUUCAUUUUGAGAACUUUAACUCAGUUAGCUCAGCAAACUGCCGGGGUGCUAAAUUUGUCACUACAUAAUGACAUGUGUUCCUUAAACUGAAGAAUGACUGCAAACAAGGACAGGAAAGUGUUUGGAGGAAAACGCAUUACUUUAUGUUUCACAGCUACAGACAAGGAGUGGAACAGAUAAGAGAGAUUAUUUUUGUUGGACAUAAGACUUGAAGGGAUUGGUUUUGAGUCGUUUUUUUCUUUAAAUCUAUUGUCAAGAUGAGCUGGCUUGCAUGUGGGAUCUUUUUGCUACUUCUUUCUGCCACUUGAACUACAAAUUAGUCCCAAGGAGAUUUCCAUAUUUGGUUGAGUAUUAGUAAUGUGUUUCAAUAUUCAUGUUCUUUGCUGAUGAGCACAGUGGGUUGAAAUACAGCAGGAAUUGGAAAUAUCAAUUGUUUUAGAUGCAGAAAAUAUAUAAUAAUUUCAGAAGAACAUGACACAACCAUCAUGAGAACUCAUGUGACGUCUCACCUGGUGGAUUAUCAGUGUGAGCUUGACAAGCAGUUAACUACAUAGUAGUUUUCCCUUAUUUUUAAAGGCUGAAGUAAACAAGAAGAUAACACACAUGGCAUCAGUUUAAGGUUUAUGGAAAAACUGUGAUACCUAAUCAGUUGUAACUGACCACAAAGAGCUAAUUAUAUUGCCUGAAAAUAUCAGCAUCAAGUUCAUAAUUAUUUUCUGCAGUGUGAAUCUCUCCCAAGUACAUUUCUUCCCAUCUUGGUAACAUUUGCUUGCACUAAACAGGAAAAUCCUGGGGAAUUUCAAAGCAGUCUUGCAAACAUGAGAUACCUCUUGUCACCCUUUCAUGUGUAAAAAUCAAGAUUUAACAGUGGCCUAACCAGGCAAUUCUUUAUGCCACCACAUUACGUUUGUAUCUGUCUUUCUGGUUGUACCACAGAGGAGGGCUAAUUCCUCUUCUGAGUCAUUAUGUGCACACUAACAAACAUGUUUUGAAAGCUUGAUGUAAGAAAUGUAGCAUGGUGUCUAUGUUAAUUAUAGCUAUGAGGAAACCCAGGACACACUAAAGACUCAGCAGACAUGAAAUUAGAGAGAGAGACUAGGAGGGAAAUGUCAAAACCAAAAAUCUUGUAUGUAAAACAAUAAAUGUAAUUAAUUUUUAACAGAGAUUACAUUUCUAUCUCACAAAGAUCUUUAGCAAAUUUUGCCUAGCUCGCAGUUAGCCAACACGUUAUCCCUAUAUUUCUUGUGUUCUGUACUGUCUGUUACGAUAGUAAAUAUAUGUAUGGAUUACUCAAACUUCCCAUUUUUUGUUUCUCAGCACAGCGAUCAGUGGGCUAAAACACUGAACUCUCUACUGCUAGAGAGACAAGGCAGAGCACUCUUGUUAGUAGACAGGAAUAUAAAAUGAGGUGAAUGAAAAAACGGUGACUGACACAAGAGGGCAGUCCUUCGCUUUUCAGUGAAUUGCCUUGUGUGAUCGCUGGGAACUGCUCAGCGGUAGCGCCAAGAGGCAAGGCUCCGAGCCUGGGCUCCGACCAGCUCUGCAGAGAGAGGCUACUUUGCAGUGCAAGGACUGAGUUUGCUAGAGGAAUAAAAGGGGAAUAAAAUCACAAGGGUUUGAGUUCCUUCCCCUGCAUGUUUUUGCUUUUACAAUGCUUCUGUCAUGUGAGCUCUCAGAAAUUCCUGACAGACUACCUACCACUGCAAGGAGACCCAUUCCCUUUGCUCAUAUUUGCUGCUAGGCACAGUAUCAAAACACCAGAUACCCAUGGAGGGUAUUGUAAGGCUCUUGCCUUACAAUGUGGUUCAUUAACUCAAAAUAAACUAUUUCCUUGACCCAAUCAACACACAGGAACACAGGAUUUUCUUUAAACAUUUAGUAUUUAAAGAUUAAAAGCAGCUCAGUCUGCUCCUCACGUUUUCAGUAGUGAUGUCUGAGCCCUUGAUCUGACUUCUGACCGCUGAUAACCAAAGCUCCCCCCGCCCCUGUCUGCAAGGAGGCAGAUUAUUCCCCUGACAACUGCGCGUUAUUUGCAGCUCCACUUAACCCAUUUCAUUUGCUCAAGAGAAUUGCAUGAAAUAUAUCUCUCCAGAUAUAAAGAUCAUAAAUAAAGGCAAAGCAGCGAAAGAUGAUUUCUUGUUAAUGGCUAUAAAAAUAGGUUUGAGAGAGAUUCUAUUCAACCUGCAUUUUUGCGAUGCACCUGUAAAAGGAUAGCAAGAUUUCUUAGCCUUAAUGAGUGGUAAGUUAAAAUGAACUUAGCUUUGAUUAAUGUUUUAAAACUGACUAAUUAAAUCUGAGUUUAGAAUUGAGAUUACUGUUCCUUGUUUCUACCACUGCUUUCCAUACAAAUUUCCAUUUUAACCUUUUCUUUGUGUUCUUUCUAGCUCUGUUUAUCUCUCUGUGUGAGAUCUGACUUCAUGAUCCUACAGAACUCUGUUGAUGGUUGAUGCCACUUAGUGAGGUUCAAACAGGAUACCUUCAAAAGCUCCCAACCUACAUAGGCGUGGUGUUCUUUGUUUCUACCCUAUUGAGGUUGUAAAGGGGAUCCAAUGGAUAGGAUGUUCUGUAAUUGUUCUUAUGUAUGUUGACAGGGUUCCUGGUUUUGUCAGUGAAAGCACUUCUUGCUUCUAUAAUUGCAUUCUACACGACUUGAAAAAAAUAAAACUCAACUGCAGAAAAAGA